Molecule: messenger RNA, 249 nt
Organism: Saccharomycodes ludwigii
Lineage: Eukaryota; Fungi; Ascomycota; Saccharomycetes; Saccharomycodales; Saccharomycodaceae
Gene: SEM1
Product: proteasome regulatory particle lid subunit SEM1
Exons: 1
Coding region: 1-249 (82 amino acids)
Biological process (GO): proteasome assembly; mRNA export from nucleus; double-strand break repair via homologous recombination
Cellular component (GO): proteasome regulatory particle, lid subcomplex; proteasome complex
Source: RefSeq, a predicted model, not a curated record
AUGAGUUCUUUGAACCAGAAAGAAGCUGAAAAAGUACUAGUUAAAAAAACAUUGGAAGAAACAGAUGAAUUCGAAGACUUUCCAGUAGAUUCAUGGCCUGAUAACGAAACUGUAAAGGAAGUCAUCUUCAAUGCUAGUAAUAACACUAAUUCUUUGUGGGAGGAAGACUGGGAUGAUGUAGAAGUGGAUGAUGAUUUUACCCGUAAGUUAAAAGAAGAGUUGGUCCAAUUUAAGGAAUCUCGGAAAUAA